AUGCCCACCUUUCAGACAAUCCUCAUCAUUGGAGCCACCUCGGGGAUUGGCGAAGAAUUAGCUCGCCAGUAUCAUGCAAAAGGCAAGAAGGUUAUCAUUUCGGAUCGCCGAACAGAAAGACUUCAUGCUCUGACGGCUGAGCUACCAGGGUUGGGCUCCAUCCGGAUGGAUGUGAAGAAUCUUCCAGCUCUGCCAGUCAAAAUAGACGAAGCAUUUACGAGGUACCCAGACAUCGAUGCAGUGAUCGUCAAUGCCGGCAUCCAGCGUCUCCUGGACUUCAACAGCACCGAUGUAUCUGCGAGCCAGUACCCAACCACAGACGCCAUCACCGACGAGAUCACAACCAAUCUGACCGGUCCGACCGUCCUGGCACGCUGCACGAUCGAAUACUUCAAAGCAUCGCGAGCCAACCACCCUUGUCUUCUAGCCUUUGUGACCUCGGGUCUGGCGUUGGUCCCGGCCACCAUGUUCCCCGUGUACUGCGCCACCAAAUCAGCGCUGCAUCACUUCGCGGUGCUCCUGCGAAAUCAGCUCAAUGAUACCCCUAUCGAUGUGGUGGAGAUUUUGCCCCCGUACGUGGAGACCGAAUUAGACAAGGAUCACAUUGAGGAAUUGACCAGACGCAUGGGUGGGACGAAGCCGCAGGGGAUGCCGGUCACGCAAUACGUUGAAGGAGUUGUGCGAGGGCUGGAGGUUACAGAGGAGAAUGGGAAGAUUCUGAAGUAUGUCGCUGAAGGGUUUCCUCGUGCUGCAGUUGAUGCAUGGGUCACGGCUAUCAGUCCCAUGGCGCAGAUGUUGCAUACUGAGCUAUGA
Messenger RNA from Aspergillus thermomutatus, 813 nucleotides. RefSeq names its product putative short chain dehydrogenase. The record is from RefSeq and is a predicted model, not a curated record. The transcript has 2 exons. NCBI's taxonomy places the organism in Eukaryota, Fungi, Ascomycota, Eurotiomycetes, Eurotiales, Aspergillaceae. The coding region runs from base 1 to 813 and encodes 270 amino acids. Gene Ontology annotation, cellular component: membrane. Gene Ontology annotation, molecular function: oxidoreductase activity.